UUUACCCUCCUCGCCACACUCCCUCUCGCCUCGCUCCUUCUCUCUAUUUCCAUCUUUGAGCUUUAUCCCUUCAUCUCUGAUCUCCUUCAUCCCCUGCAAUCCUCACCGGCGCGAGGAGAGACAGGGAGGAGUUGCGCACCAAGGGGCAGUCGGCGGGGGAGCGCGUCCGAGAGCAGCGGGGCAGAAGUCGCAUCCUGGGAUUGUGGAGUGUCCACGAAAGGAACGGACGUGUGAAGGAAAGUUUCACUCAAGUUUCCCGCCACUAACGUCCCCUAGCGACUGUCGCCAUGGCAGCUGAGAAAGCUGAGAUCGAUGCUUUGAAAAAGGAGUGCGACGGGCUCCGUGCCAAGAUCGAAGCGGCGCGCAAGGCCGUCAACGACACCACCAUGUCGGCGGCGGCGGGCAGCUUGGCCUCGGUGGGUCGCGUUCAGCUGAAGCAGAGGAAGACGCUCAAAGGUCACUUGGCCAAAAUCUACGCCAUGCACUGGUCAGCUGACUCCAGGCAAAUGGUGAGCGCGUCGCAGGAUGGCAAACUCCUGGUGUGGGACACCUUCACAGGGAACAAGCUGGUGGCCGUACCGCUGAAGUCGGCCUGGGUGAUGAGCGUAGCCUUCGCGCCCUCCGACAACCUGGUGGCCAGCGGAGGUCUGGACAACAUGUGCACCGUCUGCAACAUCAAAGCUGCCAGUCCCAAGACCCUGAGGGAACUGGACGCGCACACAGGUUACCUGUCCUGCUGCCGCUUCCUCAGCGACACUGAGAUCCUCACAGCCUCCGGCGACACCACCUGCUGCCUGUGGGACCUGGAGACGGGCAAGCAGAAGAUCGUGUUCACCAACCACAUCGGUGACUGCAUGUCUUUGGCUCUGUCCCCCGACAUGAACAUGUUCAUCUCGGGGGCCUGCGACUCCCUGGCCAAGCUGUGGGACAUCCGGGAAGGCACCUGCAAGCAGACGUUCAUCGGACACACCAGUGACAUCAACGCCAUCGCUUUCUUCAAGAGCGGCAACGCCAUCAUCACAGGCUCGGACGACUGCAGCUGCAAGAUGUACGACCUGCGCGCCGACCAGGAAGUGAUCAGCUACCAGGACACCAGCCUGAACGCCGGCGUCACGUCCCUGGCGCUCUCCAACUCAGGCCGCCUCAUCUUCGCCGGCUACGACGACUUCAACUGCCACAUUUGGGAUUCUCUCAAGGGGGAGAAAGUCGGUGUUCUGUCCGGCCACGACAACCGCGUCAGCUGCACCGGCGUUCCCGAGGACGGCAUGGGCGUCUGCACGGGAUCGUGGGACAGCUUCCUCAAACUGUGGAACUGAGAGCGUCCUGGCCAGGAACGCCGUCGGGAGAGGGAAGACAAAAACAAAACAGAAGGCUAGAUGUCGUUCUAAGAAGGUUUCAUCACGUCUGUCUCUCUCUCAUCCUUAUCCAUCUAUGUGGGGAAGCCAGGAAGAUGGCCACCGUGUCCCACUGUACCAGCAAUGAAGAUAUCUAGCGCAUUAUACUACACCAGUAUGAGCAGAGAAAACGCACACUCUUAUACACGUUAAGAUGAUUUGACAAGUUUUAAGCAACAAUAAUCAAAUAAAUAAAUCAAACUGAAAUAAUUGCUACUGAACAAAGUGUAGGAAUGCAGAUGUGUUUUUACCGUGACAGGUCUCAUUAAUAAGACUUGCACUUGUCUGUAUAUAGUAUGUACUAGUUGCAUUUAUUUCUAUUUAAUAGUGUCAAACGUUAGCUGGGACACAAUUUUCAUUCAGUGUCUUUUUUUUUUUUCUGGACUGCAUGUAGAGAUCCUGGAGGCCCCUCCCCCAUCACCCCCCUCCUUUUACUGUGCAGAUCCAUAUGUUGAUUUACAUGUAUGAUCUUUAAUAUAUGCAGAUGAGUGAAAGGUCAAUUCAGGCCUGCUGUGAAACACCUGUAACUGCAUUUUCUAGUACUUUUACGCGUGUGCAGUUCCUCUGUAAAAAGAAACUUUCUAAUAAAUGGAGAGUUCUGCAUUAAUGGCAGGCAGCGAG
Molecule: messenger RNA, 2015 nt
Organism: Phyllopteryx taeniolatus (common seadragon)
Lineage: Eukaryota; Metazoa; Chordata; Actinopteri; Syngnathiformes; Syngnathidae
Gene: gnb3b
Product: guanine nucleotide binding protein (G protein), beta polypeptide 3b
Exons: 9
Coding region: 288-1316 (342 amino acids)
Biological process (GO): G protein-coupled receptor signaling pathway
Cellular component (GO): heterotrimeric G-protein complex; cytoplasm
Molecular function (GO): protein binding; signaling receptor complex adaptor activity
Source: RefSeq, a predicted model, not a curated record